AUGAUUGUCCCAUUAAUAUUAGGUGUCAUAGGCUUAGUUCACGCUGAUGUGCAUCCAUUUACAGCACAGGAUUUGGUCAAAUUGAAUUACGUGUCUGCUCCAGUGGUCUAUGGCAAACUAGCUGCAUUUUCGGUCUCUCACUACGAUAUAGAAUCAAACAACAAAUUCUCCUAUUUAUCCUUGCUCGAUCUUACAUCAAAAUCAAUCCUCAAUUUAACGGACAUCGAGACACACCCAAAAGCCAGCUCCCCCUUCUUCAUCAAUGAACAAUGGCUCGCAUUCUCAUCUGAUAACGGAAGCUUAUAUUAUUUGGAUGUAAUCAAUCCUCAAGAGCCGAGACUACUCGCUCCAGAACUUCAAGACUAUGAUGUGUCGAAUUUCAAAUAUUACGACGGUCAUCUCGUAUUCUCAGCACAAGUGCACAAAGAUACCGGAGAAAUGAUUCGUAAAGAUGAACCGAAAGGACGAUUGGAUAGUGGUGUUUUGUAUGAGCAGCUUAUGGUCAGACAUUGGGAUGCGUAUAUUGAUCCAUCUAAACUCACGCAGUUGUGGACUGUGAGUGUUGAUGUAUCUCAAUAUGACGUUCAUGUAACGUCUCAGCCUGUAAAUUUGAUGAAGGAUACAGGAUUGCAGACGCCCGUGGCGCCGUUUGGUGGGACAGGUGAUUUCGAUAUAUCACCUGAUGGCUCGGAGCUGGCAUUUACUGCAAAGGUUCCUGGUCGUGAUGAGGCUUGGAAUACGAAUACAGAUAUUUACAUUGUUUCCAUGUCUGGAAAUGGCUCGCCAGUAUCUAUUUCUGCAAAGAACUUGGGUGCUGAUCACAGCCCACUAUACUCUCCAGACAGAAAAUAUCUAGCCUGGUUACAAAUGCAAACACCUCAGUACGAAUCCGAUCUAAACAAACUCGUGCUCCUCGACAGAAAAACCGGGAAAUUAUCAGUCUUUACCAAAAAGUGGGAUCGAUCAAUCCAAUCCAUGAUCUUCUCGUCAGAUUCGAAGUCCGUUAUUGUUACAUCUGAAGAUCUAGGAUUGGUGAAAAUCUACAAAAUCGAUAUCGAGUCAGGCUCAGUCACACUGGUACAUGGUUUGCACGCUUCAGGUGGUCUCCAAUACGUUGAUGAUGAAGUGGAAGGACCAUAUCUUGUGUUUGAACGAAGCUCUGCUAUUGCGCCACCUGAGAUUUACAAGCUGCUUUUGAACUCGAGUAAAGGGUCUGGAAGUGAUGAAGCUCAACAAUUGACAUCCUUCAAUUAUGAAGCCAUGACUCAAGUCUUGUUGAGUGAGCCUGAAUCGUUUACGUUCAAGGGGUAUGAUAGUGUUGAUGUGUCGGGGUGGAUGUUUAAGCCUAGUAGUUUUAACCCGAUGUCUACAUAUCCUGUUGCGUUUUUGAUACAUGGAGGUCCUGAAGGCGCAUGGGAUGAUUCUUGGAGUCAACGUUGGAAUUAUCAGAUCUUUGCCUCUGCUGGUUUUGUGGUGGUGGCUAUAAAUCCACGAGGAUCUACUGGCUAUGGAAUAGCAUUUGAGCGAGGAAUUUUGAAUAGUUGGGGGCUAGCACCAUAUCAGGAUCUCAUGAUGGGAUUGGAUCAUGUUCUUGAAAAGCACCUAUUCACAGAUCCUUCGCGUGUCGUUGCUUUGGGAGCGAGCUUUGGAGGAUACAUGAUAAAUUGGAUCAAUGGACAUACAGACCGCUUCAAAGCACUUGUCUGUCAUGACGGAAUCUUUGAUACUAGGGCUGCAUACUAUACUACAGAAGAGUUAUGGUUUCCUGAAUACGAGUUUGGAGGCCCCGAAUAUGAAAAGCCUCAAAGUUACGAUGAAUGGAAUCCAUCAAAGUUUGUCAAAAAUUGGAAGACUCCCACUUUGGUGAUUCACAGUGAACUGGAUUAUCGAUUGACUAUGGGAGAAGGAAUUGGAGCCUUCACGGCAUUGCAAAAGCUCAAAGUACCAAGCAAGUUGCUCUACUUUCCUGAUGAGAACCACUGGGUACGCAAGCCAAGUAAUUCGAUUAGAUGGAAUGAAGAGGUUUUGAAAUGGAUUUUGCAAUGGACCGAGAAGAAGGGAGAUGAAAUAGUGAUGGAACAGUAG
Synchytrium microbalum is the source of this 2085-nucleotide messenger RNA. RefSeq lists its product as uncharacterized. Gene Ontology annotation, biological process: proteolysis. The transcript is spliced from 10 exons. The record is from RefSeq and is a predicted model, not a curated record. Gene Ontology annotation, molecular function: serine-type endopeptidase activity. Bases 1 to 2085 code for a protein of 694 amino acids. Lineage: Eukaryota; Fungi; Chytridiomycota; Chytridiomycetes; Synchytriales; Synchytriaceae.